Molecule: messenger RNA, 3919 nt
Organism: Labrus mixtus (cuckoo wrasse)
Lineage: Eukaryota; Metazoa; Chordata; Actinopteri; Labriformes; Labridae
Product: transcriptional-regulating factor 1-like
Exons: 11
Coding region: 18-1106 (362 amino acids)
Biological process (GO): regulation of transcription by RNA polymerase II; negative regulation of DNA-templated transcription
Cellular component (GO): transcription regulator complex; histone deacetylase complex
Molecular function (GO): transcription corepressor activity
Source: RefSeq, a predicted model, not a curated record
GUCAAAGUUUGAAAUAAAUGUUUCUUUAUUUUCAGCUUCAACAUGAAAUCAUCACAAAGGUUCUAAACUCCAGGAUGCUGUGUACGGUGUGUAAACGUGAUUUCAGGAGUCUGCCGGCUCUAAACGGACACAUGCGCUCUCACAGCGGCUCCAGAGCAGCAGCAGGGACGAACAAGGCUGAGGACUCCUCCGUGCUGGAGAAUCCCUCCGUUGCCAUGGUGAUGCCUGUCUCCAUGCCUGUCCAAUCGGGUGCAGCGUUGAAGACGUGCAGGGCCGGACAGAGGGUGUGCAGUCGCCUCUCUCCCGCCACAGGAGGCGCUGUGCUGUACCGCAGUCUGUUAAAACAAGACGAACAGGACGCAGCGGUCAGGGGUGAUGAUGAAGGCGUUCACUACACCCCUCCCCCCAUGCUGUGUCCCCUCAGGGCGGGGCCGGGGUUGUUCUGCUCCCUCGCCACCAGGGGGCAGCAGAGAGCACACGGUGGACUCAGUGAUGCUGUUGCCAUGGAGACAGCAUCUCCGCCUCCAGGAACAAUGAUGUCAGGAAACAACAGGGGGAGGAUCAAUUUGGGGCGGAGCUUCCAGGCGGAAAUCCCGCCUCUACGCCGACCGAGGGGUGCUCACUCCGACUCCCACAAUGCACUGCAGCUGUGGACGCCUGUAGAGGAGCUGGAACAUCCUGAGAGUCAGCGGAGAGUUGAAGCUCUGAUGAUGAUGGCAUGCUCAAGUGUGAUUCCAGGGGGCGGAGCCAGCCCAGAGACCGCCCUUCACAUCCUAUCAGAGUGCAGAGGAGACUUCCUGCGGACAUUGGAGAGAAUGAUGUCGACUCCUGAACCCUCAAACAACAAGCUCACACGUCAACAGGAGCAGAGUCGGUGUUGGAGCUCGACUGAGAGGAGGCUGAUCGUUAAAUCUCUGCAGCUUCAUCACAAAGACUUCCAGAAAGUUCACCAAACUGUUCAGACUAAGUCGGUCCCUCAGUGUGUGGAGUUUUAUUACCGCUGGAAGAAGAAGCUGAGUCUGAGCACGAGGACCCCCGCCCGACUGACCGUCACGCUGCCCGACACAAAGGGUCAAAGGUCGUCAAACUCCUAUCAUGCACGAUGAAGCGGUGGAGAGUUUCCUCCUGGAGCUUCACACGAGGACGACGACGAUGUGUUUAAUAAAAAUAAUUUUUAAACUGACAUCUCUGUAGUGUGUUUGAAGGUAUUUAAACUUUAUUCUAAAUGAACUUUGUGACCCAGAGUUUUACUUUGUUUUCAUGUUUCUGUGUUCAGAGAUCAGCUCUGAGGGUUUUACCUCUCAGCUCAGGUAUGUUGGCAUAUUGCUUUUCUCCCAUAAUCCUCUCUGUCCCGGUUUCUUCCUCUCUUCCCUCCGGCUCUGAACGCAGCUCGGCUUAUAACAAAAACACAGAAGAGCAAAGAAAAGAGAGCGUCAGUCUGCAGCUCAGUUCAUCAGAACACGUUUUAAAGGAGCAGUAUGUAACUCUGCCCCCUAGUGUUUAAAACGGGUACUGCAGUCUAAAUUCUAAACAUCAUAAAGAGCUGUCUCCCCCCCCCCUCUCUAGAGUCCAUGCUCACACAGGUCACCAUGUGGUGGACUCUGAAGCUUCAGUGUUUAUCCAGCUCUGCAUGGGUCUGUAAACCUUUCUGUGUUCUAACCUCUCUCCAUUUUUCAAAAGCAUCUCCAAUAUUGAUCCUAGUUUGAGCACGUUUCUGCUCGUGGAGCUUAUUAGAAACAUGCAGAGGCUUUUUAGGUCGGGUACAAUCACUUCUAUCUGAACCACUUCUCUUGCCCGCUUCCAUUGCUGCAACACCUGUUGGUUUGACCUGAUAACUGCUCUCAUAUCUGACAAACCGAGGGGCCCCACAGACAGACCACCUGCUAGCUGCAGGUGAGUAGAGACUGGAAGGGGGGCCACCAGCCCCCUAAGGGAGGAACCCCCCCUCCCACAAGACACACAGAUUAGUUGUCAGGACCUAGUGUUGGUUGUUGGUGUUGUUGUUAUUCUAAUCGCCCCUCCCCCGCUGAGUGUUGACGUGUGAGUGACAGAGCGACAUGGCGGUUCAAAAGAAGAGAAAGGUGGUCAGGGGAAAAAGGGUUGGGACCCUCUGGUCUCAGGUGGUCUCAGGUGGUCUGUGUGCAGUCCAUAAAUGCCUGAAUCAGUGAAACCCAGCACCAAACACCAGGAGUUUUAGUUACAUUUAGUUUCCUUUGGGAACUUACGAAUAUCUUUAUUAUUAUCGGAAUAUUAUCAGAAUAUUACGGACUACACUUUUGUCAAAUAGCUGAUCUAUUUUUUUAAAUCUAUUUUUUUGUAAAUUCUUAAUUUUUCUUUUUUAUUUAAAUUGUGCUGUGUUCACUUUUUGUUUGCAGUCUUUGCUCUUUGCUGCUGUAACAAAGUAAAUUUCCCCGUUGUGGGAUAAAUAAAGGAUUAUUUUAUCUUUCUGUUAGAUUUCUCUGAGGUAUUUAUGCUAAGCUAAACUAGCCACAUCCUGCAAACUUUAAACACAAAUAUGAGCUCAGUAACAGUUUAAACGUCUCCAUUUCUUAGUUGAAAAGUUGUAAAAAAGAGUCUUUUGUCUGUUUUUCUAGUUUGUCAUGUUGACUCAGCGUGUCGGUGUUGAAGUGUUGAUUCAGUAAAACAAACAGCAGAGACUCAAACUGAAGUAAACACUUUCUGCUGCUCAGGUGAGGCAGACUCAAUCCUGUCCACAUUCUUCUCCUGAUCCCGCUUUCUGUGUUUCAAAGCUCUGAGAGUUGCUUCAGGCUACUCAUAAAGUUUGACUCCGCCCCCUCGCUCCAAAGGUCCUCCUGCCUGUAAACAAGGAGGUCAGAGGAGACACAGGAGCGACCAGCGAUGGGAGCGCAGGAGGAGGACGCUGCUCCUCCGGUCAGUAAGAAACAUCAGAAAACAUCCAAAGAAGUUUAUUUCUCCGUCCUGCCCGAUCGAUAUGAACCUCUGAUCGAAGAGGAGGAGGAGGAGGAGGAGGAGGAGGAGACAGCAGAGGAGAGGAGGAGGAGGAAGGAGGAGAAGAAGAGGAAGAAGAAGAAGAAGUACAAAAAGUACAGGAAGAACGUGGGGAAGGCGCUGCGGCUCAGCUGGCGAUGUCUGAUGCUCGGUCUGCAGAACAUGGCCUCCACUUAUUCCACGCCGCUCUCAGCCGUGUCGGUGAUGACCGAGGUUCAGCGAUCCGCCAGCAGCAAAGCCUGAUGGGACAUGGAGAGAUCAUAUGAUGACAGGCCGUUGAAGCUCACGAGGCCAGGGAUGUGGACUACGAGCAGGGACGCAAAGACGUUACCGUUUUAUUUGUAUUCUAAUAAACGGAAGGAAGAGGACAGAAUGAAUGAAAGCAUUUUAUAGAGUUAAUAUCAUCUGUACUUUAAAAAGAUUUCUACUUUUGUUUCUUAUUAGAAUGAAUUUCAAAAGGCCUAAAAAGUCCUCGUCCUCUAUUCUGAUAAACUUUCAGUGUUAGACUUUCGAUUCUCUCUGACGAGAUCACCUUGAGUUUGUUUUAUGUCUUCAUAAUCUGUACUUUAACUUUUUGUAAACAGUCACAUGUUAGCCUCCUUUAUAUUCUUUAAUAUCUUAUAAUGUGUCGAAUAAACUUCAGUUCAAAGUCGACCUGCUGAUUCACAUUUUUAAACUCUCAGAAAGUGUUACGAGGGGGAAGUUUCAGGUCAUGAGGUAACCGUAUGUUGGAGUGAUCCCAGGUUAACAUGCUCAGUGCACUCAUGCUGAAAGGUAAUCAAGAAGAAAAACACAGUUACAGCAACAUGCAUGCUUUUAUAUUAAACAAUAAAAGUGUUUGAAGGCUUCUACUUCAUCCUCUUUGCACUAGAAAUACUUUCUUCCCAUCUUAUCUCACGUUGUGCUGCGUUAUUAAAGUUUGUGGUGACUUUUUCUCUCUAAAAAGUGA